This is a messenger RNA of Aspergillus aculeatus ATCC 16872, 1227 nucleotides long. RefSeq names its product histone acetyltransferase GCN5 (gene gcnE). The record is from RefSeq and is a predicted model, not a curated record. The transcript is spliced from 7 exons. Bases 1 to 1227 code for a protein of 408 amino acids. Gene Ontology annotation, molecular function: protein binding; histone H3 acetyltransferase activity. Gene Ontology annotation, biological process: chromatin remodeling; positive regulation of transcription by RNA polymerase II. NCBI's taxonomy places the organism in Eukaryota, Fungi, Ascomycota, Eurotiomycetes, Eurotiales, Aspergillaceae. Gene Ontology annotation, cellular component: histone acetyltransferase complex.
AUGCCGGCACUUACAUCAGAGAGUACCAAGCGGAAAGCUUCGGAGGAGGCCCUUUCCCCAGAUUCACAGCAACGGAGCAAAAAAGCGCGCACCGAUUCCCCGGGGGAGGAGCUCAAGAUAGAAGAUGAACCCCUCGAUAAGCCGCCCAUGAGGAUUGUCCCGUUCCCGGAGAAGCCGGCCGUACUCGAAGAGCGUCGUGGUGAGAUUGAGUUUCGUGUGGUCAACAACGAUGGCUCGCGCGACAGUUUCGUCGUCCUCACUGGUCUCAAGUGUAUCUUCCAGAAACAACUCCCCAAAAUGCCCAAGGACUAUAUCGCGCGCUUAGUCUACGAUCGGUCGCAUCUGUCCAUCGCAAUCGUCAAGCAUCCCCUGGAAGUGGUCGGAGGCAUCACAUACCGCCCGUUCAACAGUCGCCGCUUCGCCGAGAUCGUCUUCUGUGCCAUUUCUUCUGACCAGCAAGUCAAAGGAUAUGGUGCGCAUCUCAUGUCCCAUUUGAAGGAUUACGUCAAGGCGACAUCGGACAUCAUGCAUUUCCUCACCUACGCUGAUAACUACGCCAUCGGGUACUUUAAGAAGCAGGGCUUCACCAAAGAAAUCACGCUCGAUAAGUCUGUCUGGAUGGGGUACAUAAAGGACUACGAGGGAGGAACAAUCAUGCAGUGUACCAUGCUGCCCACGAUACGCUAUCUCGAGGUUGGCCGCAUGCUUCUCAAACAGAAGGAGGCGGUCCAUGCAAAGAUCCGGGCGUUCAGUCGGUCACACAUCAUCCAUGCACCCCCCAAGGAGUGGAAGAACGGAGCCUGCAAGAUCGAUCCCUUGCUGAUCCCAGCUAUCAAAGAGUCGGGAUGGUCGCCCGAUAUGGACGAAUUGGCCCGCCAACCCCGCCACGGGCCGAACUACAAUCAACUUCUGCAUCUGCUCAACGACAUGCAGAACCACAGUGCCGCGUGGCCGUUCACACAACCGGUCAACCGAGACGAAGUGCCUGAUUACUACGAAGUCAUCAAAGAGCCCAUGGACCUGUCGACGAUGGAGGAGAAACACGAGAAGGAUAUGUAUCCGACGCCGCAGGACUUCAUCAAGGAUGCCAUGUUGAUCUUCGACAACUGCCGAAGGUACAACAACGAGAACACGCCGUAUGCCAAGAGUGCCAACAAGCUGGAGAAGUUCAUGUGGCAGCAGAUACGAAACAUUCCGGAGUGGUCGCAUUUGGCCGAGAAUCACUGA